Messenger RNA from Aspergillus candidus, 834 nucleotides. RefSeq lists its product as uncharacterized. Bases 118 to 720 code for a protein of 200 amino acids. NCBI's taxonomy places the organism in Eukaryota, Fungi, Ascomycota, Eurotiomycetes, Eurotiales, Aspergillaceae. The record is from RefSeq and is a predicted model, not a curated record. The transcript has a single exon.
CUAGACUCCAGGGUUAAUAAUCAGAAUCGGACAAGCCUGUCGAGCGAGUCCGACGACAAAGACAACUACUCCACCGAAGACGAAGAGGAAGUACAAUUCGAGCUAGACGAAGAAGCCAUGGCCCAACUCCCACAUAACCUGCAAGGAAUCAUGCGCCGAAUCCACCUAGAGCAACUACAGCGACUGAGAAUAGAGCAGCCAAAUGUACAGUUCCGCAGACAGCACAAGACUAGAACGCGACGGUACGCGACUGCGCCGUCUCGAUUCCCACCCUCCCAACCGCGGGCAUUUCCGAGUAGCUACCGUGGACUGGAAGGCCGAGGGUUCCCCAGGCUAGUCGAUAUGACAUGGUGCAAGUGUGCAAUUUGCCGGAGCGUGCGGGCCAUAGACAACAAGUGUAAUGAGCGCGCUCUUUACGGGCUUGGAUUGAGCGGCAUGGCGAAUUUCAGCAAUGCAACACUUCCGGAUUAUAAGGCUGCAUCACGGUUGGACGCUACAGGACAGGCCGGUGAGAGUAGACGUCGGAGCGAGCCUCUGUUGCAGAGAUUACGAACGAGCGGUACGCAUCAUGAAUACGAAGCGGAGGAAGAUGAGAAAACGUGGCGGCAGAAGGAGAAUCUCUACUCCAAGUUCUGCAAGAAACGCACGUCCACUAUGUGGAACCUGCGCAAUCGAAUGUCCAGGGGGUUCCAUACAAUGAGCAAGAUAUUCAGGAGGUGAUUUAUUGAUAAUGCACAGGUGGUUCCGGCGGGUUGGUUGGGGAGCUGUCGGAAUUCAAUACGGAUCACUUGGAAGCGGCUAGUCUUUGAUGAUGAAAUGCACAGGAGGUGUCAG